AUGCCGUUAAACGAACUGACGAAGGAUUUGUUCAAGAAUGAAACACCUGGUUUGUGGGAUAAGACUCAUGUUGACGAAGGCGUUGUGCAUGGUCAUAUACAUAAUUAUAAUAAUAUGACUUACAUCCACGGUCAUAUUCAUCAUGGACAUCAGGACAGUAAUCAUAUCAAAACUGAAAAUAAUAAUGACGAUAUGCAUAUAAAUGAUGUAGAAAAUUUAGAUUGCCAACAUUUCGAGUUUUUCGAUUACCGUGGACAAAAUAGCAUAUUACCCAAUAAUGGCAGUAACACAGAUAAUAGCAUUAAUAAUAAUAAUAAUAUUAACAUUAAUCGGACCUUGGCCUACCCUGAUUCUCUAUUAUUCCGGAAUGAUAAAUUCGUGGGGAAGGACUAUUUUGCCAAUGAAACAAAAGUUGUGAAUACCACCGAUUAUAAGCGAAGGAAAUUGAAUAAGGAUGGAUUGGAAGAGGAAAAAGAUUGUUCUUGUUCCCCCAAGGAAUUGGAAGUAUGUUGUGACGUAGAUCAUGAAGAUGCCGCAAAUAAAGAAUUUAGUACCAUUUUACUGAAUACAAAUAAAGAUCUCUUAUUCGAUUUUCUCAAUUCUAAGGAUGAUCCGAUAGCGUUAUUCAAAGAUUCCGUCAACAAGAAACAAAUUUCUCAGAAUGUGAAUGAUGGCACUAAUUUAAACACUGUGCCGAGACAAGCCUCCUACAUCGAAUGUGGCUUAGAUUGUGAACCGCUCUGUCCCGCUGAUCAGGAUAAAUUCAAUUCAACAAGUACAAAUACUGAUAAUGAAGAUGAUGUUUUCGAUGAUUAUUGUCAAAUUUGUGUGCGUAACGGUACACCGAAGAAUGAGUGUAACCAUUUUCCGAUUAGCAAAAGUACUAAUUUGAAUGGUGCAGAUGAUUCAACACCUUCUUCCACGGUCUCAACUAGACAGAUUCAUAACCAAUAUCUUCCAAAUAAACAGACUGAUCUGCAAAUCCUAGAAGAUUUAUCCAACAUCUCGUCUCUGUAUGAGAUUCCUUUUGCUAAACAUAUGAAUCAUCAUCAUCAUCAUUCAUCUUCAGGUAUAAAGGCAAAAGACAGCAUAAAUUUGCUGGAACCACUUAUCAAAAGUGGUUCCUCACAGAUAUUCCACAAGCAAAACAAUAACUACUUUCAAAACAUCAAUACAAAUAACGAAGAUGGCAGCCAUAACCACCAUCAUCAUCACAUAGUUCAAUUGCAUAGUCAUAGUAAUGUUCCAAUGGUUCAGAAUGACAAAACAUUCAGUUAUGAAAGGGCCAGUAGCAUUGACAACAAUAUCUUUACUAAGCAUCCUAAUACUAACGUAAGCAAUAACUCAUCUUCCGCUGUGACACAAAAUAAUUUAUCUUUGGAUAGUAACAUCAUGAGCCCUCAGAAUACAAUAAAAUUCAAUUGGAAUUUUAAAAGAGAUGACAAUCCUGAGUUAAAAUGCAAAUGGGAAAAUUGUGCGCAUGGAUUCGAUAACUUAAUUGACUUACAGAAACAUCUCUUCAAGAAUCAUGUACCUAAAGAUGAAUCAUCUUUGUGUUACUGGCAUAAUUGUGAUUUUGAAGGUGAGGAUCUUUGUUCUUUAGUCAACCAUAUCAAUGAUCAACAUGGCAUAAAUUUUGACAUGAAAUUUGUAGAUUUAAAUGCAAAUGAAAAGGUAGAAAAUAAAAAGUUAGAAAACCAUGGGGUCGCCAAUUCGAAAGAGCAGCAAGCAACUUGUCGUUGGAAUAAUUGUAACCUGACGUUCAAUUCGAGUGAAGAAUUAAAUGCCCAUCUUGAGUCAUUUCAUUUAACAAAAGGUAAAUCCAAAUAUACCUGUUUUUGGCACGGUUGCAACAAAGAGUUUUCCCAAAGACAGAAAAUAGUCCGUCAUUUAAAGGUACAUUCAGGUUUCAAGCCUUAUAAGUGUGAAGUUUGCUCCAAAUGUUUCUCCAGUGACGAAACACUCAAACAACAUAGCAGAGUCCAUUCUGGAGAAAAGCCUUUCAAAUGUCAUUUAUGUGAUAAGAGUUUCUCUGUCUCCACUUCUUUGAAGAUCCAUAUUAGAACACAUACGGGUGAAAAACCAUUAGAAUGUAAAGUUUGCGGUCGGCGAUUUAACGAAUCUUCCAACUUAAGUAAGCAUAUGAAGACCCACGAACAUAAUUUCAAAUGUCCAAUUUGCUCCAAAGGCUUCAACACACAAAAAAGGAUGGAAACCCACAUGAGAUUCUGUAACGUGAAUAAUCUUGACAAGAAGUGUUGA
Molecule: messenger RNA, 2262 nt
Organism: Kazachstania africana CBS 2517
Lineage: Eukaryota; Fungi; Ascomycota; Saccharomycetes; Saccharomycetales; Saccharomycetaceae
Gene: ZAP1
Product: Zap1p
Exons: 1
Coding region: 1-2262 (753 amino acids)
Biological process (GO): regulation of transcription by RNA polymerase II
Cellular component (GO): nucleus
Molecular function (GO): DNA-binding transcription factor activity, RNA polymerase II-specific; zinc ion binding; RNA polymerase II cis-regulatory region sequence-specific DNA binding
Source: RefSeq, a predicted model, not a curated record